This is a messenger RNA of Phytophthora sojae, 1092 nucleotides long. RefSeq lists its product as hypothetical. NCBI's taxonomy places the organism in Eukaryota, Oomycota, Peronosporomycetes, Peronosporales, Peronosporaceae. The transcript is spliced from 3 exons. The record is from RefSeq and is a predicted model, not a curated record. The coding region runs from base 1 to 1092 and encodes 363 amino acids. Gene Ontology annotation, molecular function: protein binding.
AUGAAGGAGGAUAUCUGCACCCAGCUGCUCAUUGAUGGAUACGUGCAGUCGUUCGUGGACCUCUUCUAUCUAACACACCGGAACGAUCCAGCAUCCAGUGAUUUCACAAUGCUGGAGCUGCCGGAGAUGGAGUUCUUACGAGAUCAGCUAGUAGCUGCCGAGCACUGCAAGCGACGCGGUGAGAUUCCGGACGUGAUGGCGGCUUACGACAGCCUCGCCACGUAUUGUUCCGAGAAGCAGGACACCAAGACCAUGAUCUUCUUCUACGAGAAGUGUUUGGAGAUUGCAAGGCUGGUGAAGGAUCAGAUCAGCGAGAUGCGCGUGCUGAGCCAGAUCGGCGGUGGGUAUCAUUCCGCUGGUGAUCUGGAGCAGGCGCGUCAAUAUCUGGAGCUCUACGUCGCUAUCGCGAAGGUUGUGUACGAGCACGAAGAUGACGAAGAGCUACGUGGAGAGGCUUACUCACAGCUAGGCAAAGUGUACGUGGACCUUGCGUUGCGUCAUGAACAAGCCAAGCACUUCCUCGAAGCCAUCGAGCUGUACAAACUUCAUCUGAACUGCGCGGUCAAGUCGCACAACUCCGAAGCGGAAGCCCACGCGCAGUUCAAGAUCGGCACCUGCUACAACGCUCUCAACGAGCCCGCCAACGCGCUUCUCUUCCUGGAGACCAAUCUUGCGGCAGCGAGACAAAGUGGCGACGCGGAGGGGGAGGGCAAUGCCUGUGCAGCAUUGGCGACAGCUCACGAGAAGCUGGGAAACCAGCAGCUAUCGAUCGAGUUCCUCAACCACUACGUGACCAUAGCAACCCGCGCGGAAAACGUCGUCAACCAAGCAGACGCGUGUGCACGCCUCGGUCAGAUCUACACAGCGUCCCAGAACUUCCACCGCGCCCGCGAGAUGCACGAGAAGAACUACGAGCUCGUCCAAGCUGUAGCAGCCCGAACUGGCGACCGCUUGGCGCAAAACAUCUCCCGCGUGAGUGUAGGAGCUGCCCGAGCGAACGACAAACUUGGGACACUACUCAAUCUUGUCAAGGAAGACUUCCACGGUCUGCUUGCGUGGAAGAACACGCGGGCAGUGCCCACAGCCGAGUAA